Lasiosphaeria miniovina is the source of this 771-nucleotide messenger RNA. RefSeq lists its product as uncharacterized. The transcript has a single exon. NCBI's taxonomy places the organism in Eukaryota, Fungi, Ascomycota, Sordariomycetes, Sordariales, Lasiosphaeriaceae. The coding region runs from base 1 to 771 and encodes 256 amino acids. The record is from RefSeq and is a predicted model, not a curated record.
AUGCUCGUAUCACUUCUCGCGACAUGUCUGGCGCUGAGCCGGGCGGCCCUCGCCGCUCCCACAUCGGCCGCGGCUACGUGUGACCGCGACUUUCUCAAAGCGCAGACGGACGCGUACAUCGCGGCGCAGACGGCGGGCAAGGCCGACGGGCUCAAGGCGAGCUCGAGCGUGACGUACACGCAGAACUUUAAGGCGGCCACGCUGGCGACGGGGAUCUUGGCGACGGCGCUCAAGAUCGACCACAACCGUAGCACGUACGACACGACGCAGUGCGCCACCUUCACCGAGCUCAUCAUCACCAGCUCGGGGAGCUCGCACGUCAUCGGCACGCAGAUGCGCUUCACCGACGGGGCGCUGUCCAAGAUCGAGACCCUCGUAACGUCGACGGGCGACUGGCUUUUCAACCCCGCGGGGACGCUCAAGUACGCGUCGGCGGAGGCGUGGACCGAGAUCCCGGCGGCCAAGCAGGACACGCGCGCCGUGCUGCAGGCCGGCGCCGACGCGUACCUCGACCUGUUCAACGACAAGAGCGUCAAGGUGCCGUGGGGCAGCCCGUGUGCGCGGCUGGAGGGUGGCAGCUACGUACAGCCGAGCUGCAACGUGGGCGUGCCGAGCGGCAUCAAGAACACCAACCGCCGCUAUGUCAUCGACGAGAGCCUCGGGUCGUGCGACGUCUUCUUUUCCUUCGGCGGCAACGACCCCGACAGCCACGAGUUCCGCCUCGAGAACGGCAAGAUACGCUAUGUCCACACCAUGACCGUCAUGAAGUGA